Messenger RNA from Rhopilema esculentum, 2168 nucleotides. Its product is annotated as fucolectin-1. The record is from RefSeq and is a predicted model, not a curated record. NCBI's taxonomy places the organism in Eukaryota, Metazoa, Cnidaria, Scyphozoa, Rhizostomeae, Rhizostomatidae.
GCUUGUAAAUCUUUGAAACUUCAGCAGAGCUUGUCGUGCAACAGAUACCAACCAUUUGAAUGUUAUUAAAAAUAUACAUUGCCUAAUCUUUCUUGGAUUCAUGCCGAGCUGAUCCCUGUUAGCAAAAAAGGGAAGACUUCAAUCUACUGUGCAAAAUGGGAGUUUUCAUGCUCUUGACGGUGCUUCUUUCAAUGUUUUGCUUUACUCCAAUCAAGUCAAAUGAGAGUCAAAGUACAAGAAAAUCUGUUUUCGAAGAAGUGCACAACCCAACACAGAUAAAAACAAGCAUGUUUCAUAAGACCUUCCAUCAAUGCAGCAUGGAUAACACCUGUCGUUAUGUUGUUAAGGAUAUCAAGAACAACAUUUUUUAUAAAUUUGGAGAUGAGCAAGAUAUCCCAACCGAGAGAUCCAAUCUAAUUAUAUGGUCAAAGAAACAAGCAAGAAGAGGUGUUCAAGGAAAUAUCGCUUAUAAGAAACUUUCCUCGCAUUCAUCAACCCAUACAUAUGACAAUAUAGAACUUGUUGCCAGCUUUGGAAAUGACGGUGACAAAACUGGGGACUGGCAGCGAUGCAGUAUCACAAAAGCUGACAAUGUACCCUGGUGGCAAGUGGACCUUACAAGGCAAGCUGCUGUUAAAAGUGUCCAAAUAAAGAAUGGCGCAACUUUUGGUCAACAAAAAAUCAAUCCAUUCGAUAUCAGUGUUGGGGAUGAUAGAUCAAGUGGCGGACGAAACAAUGCGCUUUGCGUAAAAAAUGGAAAGUUGGCAAGUGGUGAAUUGAAAAAGUUUGAUUGUCCAAGGCUGUUGCUUGGUCGGUACGUGACUGUCUUCUUGAACAGGCAAGAAUUUCUUCAAGUAUGUGAGCUUGAGGUUUACGAACUCCAAGCGGAGUGGUUCGUGUAAAAUACCGUUAUUGGUAGAAUUCAUGUUCUGUAAUGAUAAUUCCUUAUAUAUUUUUUGUGUAGAGUCAGUAAAAAUAGCUCAAUAAGCGUCAAUAAAUGAACCUGACAAGAAAUUUGAGAGAAGGGUCAAGAUUGAAUCGAAUUUUCUCGAUCAAAAUUUUUUUUCGCUUUAAGCUAAUAAGAACAUGCCAGUUAUUGUUGCUGUAUAUUUAAAACACACCAGAAAAUUUAGUUGAAAUCAGUAUGUAGUUUAUUUGUUUGUGCGGAUUCGGAUCAAGUCGAAUGUUUACAUACAUUGAAUAAUAAUGCCUCUGCAUACUAGUUGAAAAAGCAUAAUCCACUCAGUAAUUUAUCUAUAUGGAAGCGAAUUUAGGCCAUUGCUGCCACAAACGUUCCGCCUCUUCUUGCUCUAGCACAACAUUAAGAUACAUUAAUAAAGAGCUAUAUACACCAUGUUAAUUGUUACUCUAUUUGUGUCAUUUACUUUGUUUGAAUAAAAUUUUCAUCCAUAAAAAAUUGCACCUUGCAACAAUAUAUGAUUGUUAUUUUACAUUACACAGCUUGAUGUAGCAUGAGCACAAAUAUAUGUUAUUGUACUAUGAUGAAGCUACACUGUUUAGCUAUAGCAAUUAUAUCGUUUUUGUGUGGUUAUUCUACGCUUUUUGAAAAGGAGUGCUUUUCUGCUUGGAAGGGGUCGCUAGAAAUUUUAAUACAUAUGCUGAUCUCAGGGCCUAAAAUAAUGAAAUAGCCAUUCUUGUUUUGACAAAAGUUCAACAAACAUGAAGAGUAUGCCCUAACAGUAACAGCGUAGAUGUCUAGGCCGUUCUUUAUUACAAGGCUUAUUGUUGAUGUUACCACGACAAUAUCAUGCUGAGCGAAUCUAUCCUCGUAAAAAUGUAAGAUGCUUAUCUUUUAGUGGCUGUUGAUAUUUUUAAUUGUGCUAUGAAUUUGUCAUAAUAUUUUGACUAAAGCAGCUUAUAUUUAAAGAGUAGAAGAUUUUUAUCAUUUAUUAAUUUCUUGUCGAGAUCUAGAAAGGCUCAAUUUGCUUAACUUCAGAUUUCUCCUUCCAUUUCACAUUGAUAAUUUCUUAUAUUGAUAGAUUUCAGUCACAAUAGGCUAAAUAAUUACUGAAGUCAAAAUGUUAAAUUAUUCAAACUUUUUUCAACAUAAACUCUUAAUCAAGAUGUUAUGCUUAUUCAAGAAGCAGAUGCUACCAUGUAAAGUCUCAACUAGCAAACUUCAAGGUAAUCAUGAACUUUAUGCAAUA